Tachysurus vachellii is the source of this 3511-nucleotide messenger RNA. It is a transcript of the gene stum, whose product is annotated as stum, mechanosensory transduction mediator homolog. Bases 131 to 505 code for a protein of 124 amino acids. The record is from RefSeq and is a predicted model, not a curated record. NCBI's taxonomy places the organism in Eukaryota, Metazoa, Chordata, Actinopteri, Siluriformes, Bagridae. The transcript is spliced from 3 exons.
UCCUCGGAACUCUCCGCUUUCUGCUCUUGUCCAGGCGACACUUACUGUAGGAAACCUGGGAGCGCGAAGAGCGUCUAAGAACCUUUCCUUAUUUAUAUCUAUACAUAGCCAUACAUACAUAUAGCGGAAAAUGGAGCAGAAAGACACAGAGGUGACUGAGAAAGGAGUUUCAUCUUCUACAAGCGGAGUUGUGGUUCAAGUUCGGGAGAAGAAGGGAGCUUUGCGCGCGGCCAUCCCUUACAUGCCCUUCCCUAUGGCUGUCAUGUGUCUGUUCCUCAACACUUUCAUUCCUGGGUUAGGUACGUUCAUCUCGGCCUUCACGGUGCUGUGCGGCGCCAGGACGGAUCUCCCUGACAGACACGUGUGCUGCGUGUUUUGGCUGAACAUCGCUGCUGCAUUUAUCCAGAUCAUCACCGCUGUGGUCAUGGUGGGCUGGAUCAUGAGCAUAUUCUGGGGCAUGGACAUGGUUAUCCUUGCAAUCUCUGAAGGUAGGUUCAGUUUGUGACCUUUGUUCUACUUCCUUAAACAAAAUAUAGCCACUUUAAAAAUUCUGUGUAGCAUUGAAAUUAAGCACUGGUUCAUUUACGCCAUGCUUCCUUUAUGCUGUUGAAUGGUGAGUUGGAGCAGUGAAGCAGCACUGAUUACAGCUCAGUCUGGCCAGACACUCAACCUACUUGAAGCGUACAGACUGUUAGCCGUGUCGCUCUUGUUCUGUUUAUUUCAGAGUUCUAGGUAAUGUUCCUCCCACCUCCUUCCAUCUGUCAGCUUUUCACCAGGCCUUUAGUUAUGUCUGUACUUUACAUAUAAGAUAACGACCAAGAUUUAGAGACAUGUUAUAUCAUUCAAAGCGCUUCAUAUUAAAUCCCAUUUUAAACACAGUUUGAUCAAAAGUGUGUGAUCUUCCUGUGUGUCAAAUCCAGGUGACUGUGGAACCUUAGUGUACAAGUGGCAGCAUGUUGUGUUCUCUUCUACUGGUAUAGUAGCAACACCACAGGUCACAGCCCACAGACACGGUCUGAAACAGACUGAUGUAUAGUAGUGAAGGUUCUUGCCUGCUGGUUAUUAUAUCUGUGAAUCUUUAAUGCAGAAAAAUAGCUGUUAAACUUGCCAACUUAAUGAAGUGACAGAGCCACUUUUUAUAAUAUUUUUCUGAUUUCUGCUCGCUCAAAAGGUAUUGCAGUAAUGUCAGGGAUAACACAGGGUGUGUGGAGAUGCACACAAACACAGUCCGACUCUUUUAAUUAGGGGAAAGACAGAAGUCCAGAAGGUCAGGGUCCAAAAACCAAAAGAACAAUAAACAAUAGCAGAAGGCUAGGUGUGAAAUGAGAGUCUUUAUCUACAAUACGGUCUAUAAUUGUGUGUGUAAUCAGUAAGAUUGUUCGCAAGUCUCUGUUGGUGCUGGCUGUUGUCUUCAGCAGCCAUGUUUGUAGGCCAUGUAGUUCUCUGGACUUGCAAGUUGAACGUCGUCUCCUGCAUUGAUGUGACACUUUCAUUUGUAACCUGGUUAAUUAAAAGAAUGAAUUAAUUCUGAAACCAAGAACACUAUCUGACCUUAAACGUGUCCUGCACUGAAAAUCAAGAGGUCUUGUUUCCUGAAGGUCUUGUGUAAGCUACACACCAUGUCCCUUGUUGUUCAGAAUACCAUUUGUGUAUAGCAUGUGUUUGUGUGUGUGUGAGAAUGUGCUGAGAACGAGUCUGUUUUUUCUCCUUCUCUUGUCAGGCUACAAGGAGCAGACAGCCAGCCAGCAGCUAUAAGCUGUCCUCAUGUUUGGGCCAAAAGAAUAUGCUUCCCAUCCUCACACUGCUGUACUUCUGGCCACUUCAUUAGCCAGGAGUGUUGACAUAGCCAUCACAAAAAGAAGGGCUAACGAAGGGCUAAACUAGUCAGAAUUCCAGGCUGCAAAUGUGCAUCAUCCACUAGUACACACAUACACACAUACAUACAUACAUACACACAAACUCACACACAAACACAUACUCACACACUCGCAUACUCUCACAUACUCUCACACACACUCACAUACUGUGCUCUCUCUCUCGCUCUCUCUCUCUCUCUCUCUCUCUCUCUCUCUCUCUCUCACACACACACACACACACACACACACACACACAUGUACAGCUCUGUGAUUACUAGCAGAAUCAAGCUAAUGUGCCAACUGAUGUGUACCACACUGUAAAUCUAACCCGGUUAGCGCUAUUUUCUUUUUAAAUCUGUCUUCUCUAGGCUUACAGUGUAUUUUAUUUAUGAAUUAUAGAGAUUUGCAUAAAUAAUCAUUUAGACAGCAAUUCCAGAUGGUCAAGUGCUAGCCCACAUAUCAACGUUAUCACAUCACCGUGGCGUGAAGGCAGCGAAACCUGUCUAAUCUGUCAAUCAGAUCUGAUUCAAUUUAAAAAGCUGAAUGCUGAAGGAGCCUAUGUCUCAGAGACUUUGGUCACCUCAGUGUCUCAGAGACGUUGGUCACCUCCGAGUGUCAGAGACAUUGGUCACCUCCGUGUCUCAGAGACGUUGGUCACCUCCGUGUCUCAGAGACGUUGGUCACCUCCGUGUCUCAGAGACGUUGGUCACCUCCGUGUCUCAGAGACGUUGUUCAACUCCAUGUCUCAGAGACGUUGGUCACCUCUGUGUCUCAGAGACGUUGGUCACCUCCGUGUCUCAGAGACGUUGUUCAACUCCAUGUCUCAGAGACGUUGGUCACCUCUGUGUCUCAGAGACGUUGGUCACCUCCGUGUCUCAGAGACGUUGUUCAACUCCAUGUCUCAGGGACGUUGUUCAACUCCAUGUCUCAGGGACGCUGGUCUCCUCUAUGUCUCAGAGAUGUUGGGCUGAUUUUUCCCCUGAUGUCAGCCCUGAUCCUGGUCCUGUACACUGUAAAGAUGUGGUAUGUGGUACAGUGUGGGACGUAGUACCUAGUGGGUAAGGCGUUGGACCUCUGAUCUGAAGGUCAUGAGUUCAAAUCCCAGGUCCACCAAGCUGCCACUGUAGGGCCCCUGAGCAAUGCCCUUAACCAGCAAUUGCUCAGUUGUAUAAAUUUAAAUAAAUUGUAAGAUACUUUGGAUGACAGAAAUGUAAAGAGAAAAAAAGGUGUGUUUAGGAUGGAUUUAUUUCACUGUCAGGCCAAAGCGAUAAGUUCAAAAUGUCUUACUUAAGAUUUUGAAAUCUAUCCUUGGUAAAUAUCUGCAGCCUUCAUGACACAGUGAUAUUGUGCUGUUCUUCUGUCAUUUUCCCUCUUGAUAUAAAAUGAAGCACAAUUUCUCUUAAACCUGUCUCACUUUAUUCAGUUUUAAUCUCUUUAGAUUUACAAAGAAAGGAACAGAUUUUAAGAUUCUGCUGUUCAAAUCUUUUAAUCUGUCACUCCGUGUUGUUAAAUAGGUUUAUCAGUAAAUACUGUAUGUGAUGUGAUUUAGCUGUUUUUUUUGUGUGUACAGAAUUGUUUACACAAACGCAACAGGAAACAAAACUGCCUUUAACAGAAUUCAAAUAUAUUGAAUGAAAAUAAAAUAUCAAUUGUGA